Molecule: messenger RNA, 7551 nt
Organism: Dromaius novaehollandiae (emu)
Lineage: Eukaryota; Metazoa; Chordata; Aves; Casuariiformes; Dromaiidae
Gene: SPATA7
Product: spermatogenesis associated 7
Exons: 10
Coding region: 3724-5115 (463 amino acids)
Biological process (GO): photoreceptor cell maintenance; protein localization to photoreceptor connecting cilium; microtubule cytoskeleton organization
Cellular component (GO): photoreceptor distal connecting cilium; rod photoreceptor outer segment; ciliary basal body
Source: RefSeq, a predicted model, not a curated record
CUCUGAAUUUAUCUGAAAUACAAAAAUUGGUAUUUUGUUUAUAAUCUAAUGUAUUCUCUCCUUGCUAUAUUAUAAAUCCUCAUGGUGAUUUUCAGCACAGCAGUUAAUGAGAUACAUCAAAUCUCUGUUAAGACUUAAUUAAAAGACUCUUGUAAUUUGGAUCUACAAAAUGUAUGUUAUAUUCCUAAGUAUUUCCUUUUUAGAAGAGAUGAAAAGAACAGUUUUUCUUUUUCUUUUGCUUGUAACAAAAUACAUACAUUGUCUUGAAUUUUUCCCACAUUUGACUUUACAAAUAUGGUAGAUUUCUGGAGCCAAUGUAUGGAUAAAGUUGUUUGCAGUGAAAUUAUUAAGUAGCUUGUAAUGAAUUCAGUUGGUAUUUGCUUUGUGCUCAUCCAUGACAGUAUGCUAAGGGCAGUCUUGUCAAAUCCAUAGUUUAUUUAACCUCACUGAAAAUCAGAGAUGCUAUACCUGUGAUUGAUUUGAAGCAGAUGAUGUCUAGGAUAGUGAGGAACCUUAUCUAAUUAACAGACACAUUUUCUCCCUUUUUUCUCCCUGCAUGUUUGUCCCUGAAUGCCAGUCUCAUUCUUUGUGUGUUUAAUAUAUUCACAGCUGCAGCACAUGUGACUCUGUAUGGUAGUGUUAAGUAUUUUCAGCUCCUAACAGUCAUGAUUAUACUUGUACCUCAAAGGCACAAGUGCCUCAAAGGUUCAGGCCAUUUGUACGAUACCAUUUUCUGUCUAGCUAAAGCUAAACUGAAAGACUGGAUUCUCCAGUUCCUGCUUGGGGAAUGGGCAUGUAAAGUAAGGGUAGGUUGGCAGCAUGCUGGGUUUUUUUCUUUUUUUGGUGCUCCUGCCCUUGUCUGUGUUGCUUGCUGGCUGCCUCAGGACUAUCCUAACUUGCAUCUAGUCAUCUGUUUACCUCUAUGUUAGCUCUGUUCCAGAAGAAUUUCUUGGUUCCAGAUUUGCUGGUUUUACAGUUCCUAGCUUUUACAGCAGAUCCAGUCUGAAAAUGCUGCCACUGAGCUUUGCAUAUACCUGCUCUGCGUUGUGGUACCUAUGCAUGACGUUAUGGCCUUGGAACAGACCCUGGGUUAGCUGAGCUGAGCUUAAUGUGUGGGGCAAAGGCUUUACGUUUCCCACGUAGGCGACCAUAGUCCCAGUAUGUCACUCUGACAACCAAAGACAGCGUCCUGGCAUGUUUCCUGUUCUUUCUUUCAGUACACUUAGGCACAGGCCAUGCUUUGGCUGAGAAUAAUAAUGAUAACAAACAGUCCUGGAGAUCCAUAGAAGUUAGCUUUUACAGCUUUGAACCCCAGUAGUAAAGACAGGGUCUGUCCAGGUACGUUAAAUCUCAGUCUCAAUCCUCUAUCACUGAGAUGUGAAAAAUCCCACUGUAAAGUAUAAGCUAAAAAGCAAACAGCAGAAUAAGGACAGCAAAAGAACUCAGUUUUGCAUUAAUAGUCACACUGCUUCACAGUUGUCCAGAAACUUCUCUUAAGCUAUGUUGUAUAGGUAGAACUGGCAGUAAUAUGUUUCAGCUUGUUGAGUGUGGGGAAACUUCUGUUUCAGGCAUCUACCUGCAGUUACAGAAUGAGACACUCAUGCUUCUUUAUAACUUGUAUUUUUGUAUUGCAGAGCUCUGUCAUUCAUUCACUAUGUCUCACUAGAUAUUAAUUCAACACUCAUUUCAACCAUUUUACCCAACAGUAGGAAAGAUGUGCGUUUUUACAGCCUCUAUACAGGCACACAAACACUCUGUUGGCUGAGCCUGAGUAAUUAUUUAUUUCAAACAUAUGAAACUUCUGACCUUCAGCUAAUUUCUGAGUGUGCUGUGACUUUUAAGACAAAUGCAAUUAGAAAUAAUAGUAACUUAGAAUAGCCACAUAAUAAUUUAGUAUAGCAAGACAAAUAUUGAGUUUUAACUAAUUUAAUGGUACAGUAUAUUUGUUUCCUUCAAGGCAUAUUUUUUAUUCAGAUUUGUAGUAUUUAGCUUAUCUUAACUUUAGCUAAUGGCUUUCCAGUAGUAAAAGCAACUUUAUAUUGUAAGUACUCUAAUGGAAUGUGCUGAAGAAAUCAGCAACUGUAAAGCAAUUACUUUGUAUUUUACAUGUCAGUUGUAAGAAUUGGAAGAAAGAGAAAGAUGGAUUUCCCUGAGGAGUGAGAGCAAGGAUUUUGCAUGUGAAAGAAUCAUUUCUAGUUCAAAAAGGGGCUGAAAUGUUUAAUAAAAUGAACACACAUACUUAAAUAAUUCAUACAGAUUAACAUAUCUGUAGAAUUAAUGUACACAGAGAAAUGUAUUUUAAAGGUUGUUAUAAAAUUCCCUUGAGCUGUAGUCCUCACAUUGCUGGGGUUCCCAGCUGUCUAGAGAAACGUACCACACCAAUCCGCAAAGGUAUUUACAUUUCCAUGCAUUAAGCGUAGUAAUGUGUGUGAAGAUUGGGGUCUAGCAGAGUACGAUCUAAAUACAUAAUGCAUCUGAAGAAGGAAUCAGUGAAAGCUUUCUGUCUGUGUGUCUAUAUCAGACAAGAUUAUACAGUAGCGUAUGAACUUGGGUCUAUGUAAAUGAACGAGAAAUCUAGUCAAGGGUAAAACAGUUUUCAUUGUGCAUACAGACUUCAAAAAUAUGCUUACUUAUGUAGGAUUUGCUUAUACAGUAUUCCCAUUUGGAAACAAAAUUAUUGAUGUUUCUGAUCAGCCUCUGUUGGAUUAUUCAGCUUUGCAGAUUUCUUCACCUGUGGCACCUGUGGACUCACAAUAUGCAAAAAUGCAUAGAUGCCUAGCUCCUCUUCUGUGUUACAGGGACAGUGUGAACAAGAUCUUGGACUGCAGACCAGUUUGCAGACCAGCAAAGAAGAGAGAAACUGAAAAAGAAGAUAGCCAGAUGUGAAAAAGAAGUGAGUGACGGUAGAAAUGCCUCACGAUCCAGCUCGAGAGAGAGUAGAAGGCUGCUGUCAUCCUCUUUGGGAAAGGACCUAGGUGCAAACGCUGUCUCUUGGAGUUAUACUGCUAAGCAGUUUGAGUACACACAGUAUGAGCCAUCUCUUCUCCAUCGUAUAGUUGUAUGUAAUAGAACUCGUAUUGCAUUAAAUAGUUAUAUAUAAGGAUAAAAUAUAUUAGUUUAUACAAAAUUUUGCUUAUUAUUAGGCUUCUGGUUUCAUUUUCUAACUCUGCAGUAUGACUGUCCUUGGAAGUCAUAAAAUGUCAUACACUCCUCUCGCUGAUGAACAGAAUUGUCAGUGGCUGGUGGUAUUCUAAGACCACUUCAUUUCAAGGGAUGUAGGAAAAGAAUAUACAACAGUUAUCACGUUAAGAUGUUUCCAAAAUAUUCACAGGCACAUUGUAAGCACAUUUACCAGCACACAUUCACUGUCCAAAUAUUUAUGCCUUGAAUUUGCAAAUUUUGUAAAAUUCUCUUAGAACAGAUACAAAAUUUCUUUCUAUUGAACUACUCUUUCUCAUUUUACCAAAAAAAAAAAAAAAAGAAGAAGAGGAGCUUCAAAUGUACGUUAGAGUUAACUGUGUUUCUAUAUCUUAGUUGUCUUUGCCACAGUGUCACAAUACAAUUCAGGAAUAAUGCUGAAUUUUUAAUCAUUAAGAUUUUUUAAAGAAGGCAGAAAAACAGCAUGGUCUUUCCAAAGUAGUUAUUCUUUAACCUUUCUUAAUGAUAGAAUUAGUUUUUAAGUUUUAGUUUUAGGCUACCAACCGUUAUUUAUCUCUGGUAUUAAUGCAACAUUUCUUACUAGACUCAGCCCUACUAAAGCUGAACUUGUUGGAAAACUCCUCAUGGCCUUCCAUAGGGGAGAACUGUGGUCUUGGUCAUCACCGCUCACUGGGUUCCUUAGAAGCAGAAGACAAUGACCGUCUCUUCCCCUGCGCUCAGCGGGCACAGUACUUGCCUAGAGCACUGUCACCUCCUGACGAGCAUGGCUUGGUUCGCUCCAGUCCUGUAAAAUAUGCCAGAAAAGGUUCUCAGAAUACAUCUAAUGCCUCAAACUCAAGUGUCAGUACCUCAAGUCCACCAAGAAAACCCUCUGGAGUUUCAUGCAGUUGCUCCACGAAUAGUUUUGUCAGCACCAGUCAUUCCCAGAGGCGUCAAGAAACUACCUCCAAAGUAUACAGCAGGGAUCUUCUAGACAGGCACUCUGACUUCUUUACUGAUAGCCAAAAACCAUUUACUCCACGCACCUUAAUAUCAGAUGCUAAAUCCUUCCUGUCACAGUACAGGUAUUACACUCCUGCUCGAAGGAAAAGGAAAAAUCGCAAUAAGCAGCAGGUGGAUGCUGAAACACAGACUGAUGUAAUCAGCUUUCCCUCUGCAGACAAAGCCUCUGAGAGAAAAGUUAUGACUGAAUAUCAGAAGAUCACAGUGAAGGCUGAAGAUAAAAGGCAAACUGUGGAUAAGCCUGAGGGAACAUCUGCUUUUCAGUACUCCUUCCCAAGAGCAACACCCUUGUAUUCUGAGCCACCUUCAGCAAGGAGGAAAAGCCAGUCUGAAGAAGAGGAGCUUUUAUAUCUGACUUUCAUUGAAGAUGUUACAAAUGAAAUUCUUAAGCUUGGUCUAUUUUCUAACAGAGUUCUGGAACAAUUGUUUGAGUGUCAUGUACAAGAAAAUAAGCACCGUUUGGAUGAGAACAAAAUGCGCCAUCUAUUGGGUGUCCUUAAAGUGGACCUUGGUUGCAGCCCAGGCAGAAGUGCUGAGCAAAUCCAUGCAAACUGGGAAGCGUUAGAUCUAGAGACAUUUGAUACAAUGGAACGGCUCAAGUUUACCAGUAAAAGUCGAAGACAAAGAAAAGCUACAAAAAGUGAAGAAUUCUUUAAGGCUAUGGAUUUAUUAUUGAUGGAACCAAACAAAUGCAAAUCACCGGUGUGUUUUGAAAAUUCAAAGGAGAGACAGAACAAGGAUGACUUUUCAGUAGAUGUUGCUGAAAGGAUGAAUGCUGGGACAGACUCUCACUCUUCUGCGAAAUCUGAAGAAGGCCCAGAAACUUCACCCACAUUUGAUGCAACUUUAAACUCUAUUACUUGUGACAGUGAUUUGGAAACCAACAAGGACCUUGAUGACCUUGAAGAAGGCUUUGCAGAGGCCCUUCAGCUAUCACCUGGCUAUCCAGAGUAGUAGCCAAAAUUUAGCUGUUAAAUAGGGAUGGAGAUAGUUCUGUGGAGAACUGCCAUGCACUAAAUAAAUAGUAGUAAAUUAUUUGUUUCAUCUUCAGUGUUUCUGUUUAAAGACUGCUACAGUCUCUCUAGCAGGGUAUUAUUAAUCAGGCAUGAAUUGAUCUCUGUACUAAUGUAGACUGUAAAGGGUAAAGUCAAUCAUCAAAAAGUUUUUGUAUAUUUUGUCUAUAAUUGUAUAACCCAGAAUUAACUUUUGAGAAUAUAAAAAUUAAUUUAUAUUUUUAGGAAGCUUUAGCUAUAAUAGUAAAUUAUGAAAUAUUUAUUGUUUUUAUUUAUAACAAAUAAAGUAAUUAAUGAUACAGUUCCUGCAAUCAGGAUCCAAGAUUUCUGUAUUUUGCAAGACGCAUUCAGCUUAUCCACAUCAAAACACGGUACACUGCAUAGCUGCAGAACAGAGACAGAACUGUUUGUCCAGGCUGGAAGAAGGUGGAAUUUUGUGUCAUUUGGAACUCAGUCCAUUGUUUAAUGUGAAAUCGCAAUGGGGCAUGAAGUUCUUUCUUACAAUCUUUUAUUCUUUUAUAAUACUUGUAGAAUAUGAGGAACAUACUGUUCCCUAACAUUACCUAGAGUGAAAUAAGGAAUGAUUGUGGACAGGCAGCUUUCCAAACAUAAGAACUUCUUUCUGAUGCUGGUAAAUGAUCAUUCCUUCUUCAUGCCUCAACCCUGAAACUCAGCCCUCUUAUUCCUCGUACCAAAAAGGAAUUCCUUGUACGAAAAGAUAUAAAGAGCCAUUUUCCAGCAUCAGCUGCUCUCAAGUCUUUGCUUAACCUCCGGUCAGCUUUCGUGCCUGAAAAGGGUAUUUAUUUAUCUCUAGCCACUACUGGGCUUGCUUUUGUGCUGUUUAAUCCUGGUUGUCCAUGAUUCGGCUGAUAUUUCUGGAAAGUGAAAAUUGCAACAGUUUUCAAACUGCACAACACUAAAAUAUACAGUUCAAUUUCUUGCACCAAUGACAGCUUUGGCUUCAUGUUCUGUACUGAGCUUUUCUUUUGGAGGAAAAAAAAAGAAUGAGUUGGGUACUGAGGACUAGGACUACCCAGUGUAACAGACACAGCAGGCAUCUUGUACAAUGAAUGGAGAAAAGGUGGUCUGCUUUAAAGUUUAAAUUGAAGUAAGUGCAUGCAUUGCAUAACCAAAAAGUUCUUUGUCUAAUCGGAGUGCAAUUAUUGCCUGGCAUUUUGUGUUACUGAGGAACAAGCCUGUCCCAAAAUCUCCUCUGAGGACAAACCCACGUGGCUACAGUUCACCUGCCUGCACAUGCAGCUAACCCACCUGCCUCCCCGUAGGUCAUGCCUGUAUGCAGAGAUUGUUACUUUUGUGAGCUAAAUGACCAGUUACAGUGAGCUACAAGUAGCUCCAAUUGACAUAGACCACAGCUGCACUUAUUUUUCUUAAACUUUUUGGAAAUUAUCAUCCCAAAAAAUUUAAGGAAAAAAAACCUUAAAAAUAAAAAAAAAAACACUAUCAAGUAAAAGCCACAUUUCUGGCACAGUCAUGAGCAUUGCAGUACAGUACAUAAUUCCCAGAGAAACAAAAGGCACUUUCCUGGCUGUCUUGGCCAUAACAGUAAAUUACACUUGCUGACUAUGCCAGCAGAGUAGGGCUUAUUUUAGCCAUGUGUAUGUGACUGUGCAGGCAGGCACUAGCCAUUCAUCACAGCAUGCAGCUGGCUUUCUUUUAAGUCUGGCCUUCAGCUAGAGCUCUCUGGCUCAGUGAAAAGCAGGGAAGAGGAUGUGAGGAUUUUGUAUCCCUCCAUCAAAGCCCGUCUUGUUGAAAAGACAGACACCCACACAGCUGAUGCAGUACAGUGCAGGGAUAGUUUGUCCCAAGUUACAGGUUUGUUGUGAUCAAAUCCCUUUUCCCAGGGGCUGGGAAAUAGCCUCUGCAUUCCUUGCCCCAGAGAAUUGGAGGACAGGGUGCACCAAGGGAACUACUGCCUGCAUCUGCACAAAAGACUUCAAGCCAGGCUGACUGGUCAGGUCUGGUGGAUACAGCUACAGAACUAAAGAAAGUGGUUAGUUAGACAUGUUCAAAUAUAAAGCCUCUCUCCUCUUCAACCAGGAUUUCACCUCUUGCCUGGGACCCUCCUUUCAGAGAUCCCCAAGCCUGUUAUGUAGACAUACCAACCUUGGUCAAUAAUGGAACUUUAUUUUUUUUUUCUAAUCAUUCUCUGUAUAACUUGCAUGUCUUAAAAAGGGACACUCAAUAAACUUUGGCUUGUGGUCAGCGUGAGUCUGAUUAAAGAUUAACAGGAAUUUUGCAUUAAAAGCAAUUUCAGCAGUGAAAGUGACAGUGACAUCACUGCAGAAAAAAGUGCAAUUAAUGACAGUCAUUUCCUGUAGUAUGAGUAACAAAAAUAAAAUAUGUAACAGUUCUUUGA